AUGUUCCUCCGCGGCGACCUCACCGGCGCGAGGCGCGAGGCGGCGCGCGCCCGCGCGCUGUGCCCGGCGCCCUCCCCGCUGCACCCGGCCGCCGCGCGCGCCAUGGCCGCGUACCGCGUCCACGUCGUCGCGGCGGCGGGCAACGCGCGCGGGCGCGGCGUCGACUGGCACACGCUCCUCGGCGUCCGGCGGGGCGACGGCCUCGACGCCGCCAAGAAGCAGUUAAAGCUGAUGCGCCUCCUCACGCACCCCGACAAGAACCGCUCCGCCGCCGCCGACGGCGCCUUCAAGCUCGUCACCGAGGCGUGGGAGGCCAUCAGCUCCGGCCACGCGCCCUUCUUCUCCGGCGACGACGUGGAACGCGACGCGCCAAAGCCGCCGCCACCGCCAAGACGCCAGAGUCCGGCGCCGCCGCCGCCGCGGCAGCACAGCCAACGCCGCGCCACCCGCGACUACGGAGAAGAACAUGUCCGGCACGACGGCUGCUGCACGGAGAACUACAGGUCGACAAGGUAG
Molecule: messenger RNA, 516 nt
Organism: Oryza sativa Japonica Group (Japanese rice)
Lineage: Eukaryota; Viridiplantae; Streptophyta; Magnoliopsida; Poales; Poaceae
Source: RefSeq, a predicted model, not a curated record